CAGUAACAAAUUUUGGUAAUACAAUUAGGCAAAUUUGUUGCUAAUCAUCCAACCAAUGCAGCGCCGACAACUGCGCCCCAAGCGGGAGCUGCUCGCUCUGCUGCAGCGACUCAACGACUGUGUGGGAGUGUCCGCGCGACACGUGUACACGCAGCAGAUCGCGGUCUCGGAGUUGCUGCAGCGUCCGCAGUCCGAGAUCCGACGGCAGUUGCCCGAGCUCUGCGAAUUUGUGGACUCCCUCACCAGCCACAAUUCUCGUUCUACUGCUGCGCCACCCUCCGCGUUAGUACGUCGCGCUUUCUGCCACCCAGAUGCGCAAUGGCUGAGUCGCAGUGCUCGCGAGAGCGGCAUCUCAGCGCUGGUAUGUCAGCAACUGGUGCGGCUGGCGAGACAGGACAAUAAUGGCGAUUUCGUGGAAGACAAUACAGUAUUUUGGUCUGCUGCGGAGCUCACCAUGCACGUGCUACUGGAUGCACUGCUGUCACCAUGUGCUCAGCGACUGGGAAAGGCUCCAGACGCCUGUAAAUGGCGUCCGAUGCAGCCAAAGCCCCGAUUUCAUGCCAUGACGUGCUUCCCAGUGUGGUCGACUCUGCUGCCAUUCGCGGCACUGAUGGGACUUCGAUUCCCGGACACGUUCCUGCGAGUACUGAAUGGGCAUCGACACGUGGAGAAGAAGCAGCGGGUUAACUGCAGUUUUGCUCAAGUUACAGGGAUCUGGAGACUGGUGGAGGAACUGAACAGAGGAGACAAGGAGAACCAGAGCGCGGUGACGGAAUUGAUGAUCGGUUUAUUGAGACUUGCAAGCGAUAAAGUGCUCGGAAACUUUGCGUCUGUGAAGAAUGAAAAGAAAACGCUUGGGCUGCAUCUAGACGAUCAACUGAUGGAGAAAUUUUUCGCUGGAUUACAAGGAUUUGCGUUCAAGAGUUGGCGAGCCAAUGCAGUGCUCAAGCCUGCGCUAUUCUGUGCGCUUCAGGACGCGAUAUCAGGUCCAGCGGAUCAAGCAAAACUAUUGGUGAUACCGCAACGUGUUGUUGUGUUUACGGCAGUGGGGUGCAUCUUUGUAAAGGACCUGGCGGCGGAUAUCGUAUCGAUGCUAAUAAAGCGGAUCAAUGAUACAGUAAACACAAGCGAAGAAGUUCGAGAGCUGCUACUGAGUUUCCUUGUGGGGUUCUGUGCUCAUGUGGACUUGGUACCGUUGACAUCAGUGAUAAGGUUACUAGAGCUUCUAGUCACCUCCUACAAGACGGUCCUGCAAGCUGCUGAUGAUCCUGAAUCACAACGGAAUCGACAGCUGGAACUGGUGUUUUAUCUCGUGUAUGUGGCGUUGCAUCGUUGCCCAAGUGUCGAUAGCUUACGUCAAGAGGUGAGCUCCGAGGCAGCAGGGGUCAAGGAGGUUCUGUCACAAUUGCAGAUGCGGUUAUGCAGUGAAAUUGCGUUCGAGGACUUCUACAUUGCUGCUCCCGUGCGCUGGACAGCGAAAGUCUGGAAACACUGGGUAUUUCUAUCGGACGAAGAAGUGCAGGCCUUUGUGUCCGAAGCUGAAGAAAAUGAUAACGACACUGAGCAGCAGUUCAAAGACCGAGUUGCAACGUGGCAUUCUUUAGAGUCUCGCUUAGCAUUCAAACCGGCGUCAUUCUCAGCGUUCACACAGAUGAACACGUUGUUGGAGCCACACUUGGUGUCAUCCAUACCGCUCGCUGAACCCGUUCACGAGCAUGGAUUAAUUGUACCAGCACGAAAGCGUCGACGGACGGAACAGGUGAAGAAUUCAGUGGAUCCUGACAAGCUCGAACGCUCUUUCGAUGUGCUGCUGUUGCCUGACGUCAUGGAGCGUGUGUGCUCCUUCAUGAGCGCGAAGCGGCUUUGUCGGAUGGCUCUCGUGUGCCGUACAUUUGCAGACAUCAGUCACCGUGCGUCACUCUGGCAACCCCUUUACGUGCGUGUUGGCCUUCCAACGAAUGCUCUACCGUCUGCGCCAGUGGAGUGUCAUCACGGCGAGAGGUACGAGCACAACUGGCGUCAAUUGUAUCAGGAGCGGUCGAAAGCGAUGAAAAGACUGCGACGUAUGCAGCGUAGAGCGAUCAAAGCCGGACACUCCAAUGACCAGGAAGACGAUGACAGCGUGUCUAGUUCUGUGAGAACAGCCACGUUCGUCCCGCAGAUCUGCGCUUACUGUGGUUGUGAUCAGAUUCUAAAGUCGAAGAGCGACGUAGAAGCUCAUCAGACGCAGCACAAACGGUUUACCUGCACGGACACAUCAUGUCGAGCGUCGUUCACGGGUUUACACAAGUUCAAUGCGCAUAUGAAGGAGCACAGGGCUGAAAGCACUUGUCGAAUGAUGUGUGGCUUCGACGGUUGCAAGAAAAGCUACAUGUCGGCCAAGCGGCUGGCCUCGCAUCGCCAGAAAGAAGGACACCAUAUUCUCACCUGCAGUGACAAACAAGGACCAUAGAAAAUUGGAUCACCUCAAUAGAUCACCACAACCGAUAGACACUAAUACACACAAAAGGAUGGGGAAAAUGUCGGUAAGCUGAUGGUACACUAAAAUA
Molecule: messenger RNA, 2549 nt
Organism: Phytophthora nicotianae INRA-310
Lineage: Eukaryota; Oomycota; Peronosporomycetes; Peronosporales; Peronosporaceae
Exons: 1
Coding region: 56-2452 (798 amino acids)
Molecular function (GO): protein binding
Source: RefSeq, a predicted model, not a curated record